GGGCUCCGACUCGCUUCUCAGUGAGUCUAUUUUAAAGCGGAGUGGCGUUCGGGUUUGGACUUCAAAAGAAGAUCCUUGUUUCGUUUUUUUUUAAAUUUCGGUGAAAUUUCAGGCCAGAAAAACAUGUCUGAUUCUGGAGUGAACCCACAUUUGGAGGGGAUUAUUUCUGAUUUUGAAGCGCUUAAGAGAUCCUUCGAGGUGGAGGAUGUCGACACGUCAUCUCACUCUUCCCCCGGCUCCCGUCGGACGACCAACUCCACUCUCCGCAACGCCAUGUCCCCCACCAGCAUCUACUACCGUGACCUGGGCACGACCAGCCCGGCCACCAACAACAACAACCUCAACUACACCCAGACGCGCUCCAUCAUGGGUGGGGGGGGCUCCAAGACCCCCGAGCCCGUGUCACGCCGCUCCGAACUCUCCAUUGACAUCUCUUCAUCGAGCAGGCAGGUGGACAACGUCACCAGCCCUGCGUCCACGCGCUACGUGAGCAACAGCGUCCUGAGGCGUCCCGAAGUCCUGGGGCACUCCCGGACUCCCGAGAUGAGCCACAAGAGGGAGGUGACCUUCGCAAGGGCGCCAUCCGACUCCCCGGUGAACCGCCGCAACGACGGCAGCAAUAACAACAACGGGAUCGGUCGAGCCCCGGAGCAGAACCACACUCGCAGGUUUGAGCCCCCGAGUACCGCGGACGUCCGUAAACCCGAUAUCAGCAUCACCAGGACGCCCCCGGAGAACAACGGCCACCACCCACACCACCCCAACCCUCACCACAACACCAUCGUCACCACCCUCCGCUGCUCCUCCCCCAACCAUGCCGGACGCAAGUCUCCCAACCCCGACAGGUCAGAGGUCAGUCUGAGCCACAGCAACAUGUCCGAGUCAGCGAAGCCCCAACACCCCAACCCCCCGGGGAAGGGGGAGAAGAGCCAGGAGAGCGACUUCAGCUACGUCGGCAUCAACGCCAUCCUGGAGCAGAUGAGGAGGAAGGCCAUGAAGCAAGGCUUCCAGUUCAACAUCAUGGUUGUGGGGCAAAGCGGCCUGGGGAAGUCCACGCUGAUGAACACGCUGUUCAAGUCCAAGGUGAGCCGUAAAUCUGUGCAGCCCGACCCGGAGGAGAGAAUCCCCAAGACCAUCGAGAUCAAGUCCGUCAGUCACGAUAUCGAGGAGAAAGGAGUCAGGAUGAAGCUGACGGUCAUCGACACUCCCGGCUUCGGCGAUCACAUCAACAAUGAGAACUGCUGGCAGCCCAUCAUGAAGUUCAUCAACGACCAGUACGAGGCGUACCUGCAGGAGGAGGUGAACAUCAACCGGAAGAAGAGGAUCCCCGACUCCAGGGUGCACUGCUGCAUAUACUUCAUACCUCCCACCGGCCACUGCCUCCGACCCCUGGACGUGGAGUUCAUGAGGCGUCUCAGCAAAGUGGUGAACAUCGUCCCCGUCAUCGCCAAGGCCGACACGCUCACCCUGGAGGAGAGGGACUACUUCAAGCAGAAAAUCAGGGAAGAGCUGCGAGCCAACGGCAUCGACGUUUACCCUCAGAAGGAGUUUGACGAGGAUGGAGAGGACCGGAUUAUCAACGACAAAAUCAGGGAGGUCAUCCCGUUUGCCGUGGUGGGCAGCGACCAGGAGUACCAGGUGAACGGGAAGAGGAUUCUGGGGAGGAAAACAAAAUGGGGCACCAUCGAAGUUGAGAACAUCGCACAUUGUGAGUUUUCUUACCUGCGAGACCUCCUCAUCAGGACGCACAUGCAGAACAUCAAGGACAUCACCGGCAGCAUCCACUACGAGACGUACCGCGUCCGCCGGUUAAACGAGUCCAACGGCCACAUCACCGCCGCCCCCCCCGACCAGCCCAAGGCCAACGGCCAGCCGGAGCCGCCGGCCGCGCCGGCCGCCGGCCCGCAGGCCAACGGCGUGGCCGCCCAGCACGAGGCCCUGGCACACGAGAUGUAGGGGGUUCUGCUCGGAGCCGGUUUACGAUGACGGGACACAGCCGGGCGCAACACACACACUCAGACAUGAACAACACACACACACACACACACACACACACACACACACACACACACACACACACACACACA
Molecule: messenger RNA, 2087 nt
Organism: Cololabis saira (Pacific saury)
Lineage: Eukaryota; Metazoa; Chordata; Actinopteri; Beloniformes; Belonidae
Gene: septin9b
Product: septin 9b
Biological process (GO): cytoskeleton-dependent cytokinesis
Cellular component (GO): microtubule cytoskeleton; septin complex; septin ring
Molecular function (GO): GTP binding; GTPase activity; molecular adaptor activity
Source: RefSeq, a predicted model, not a curated record